Molecule: messenger RNA, 7803 nt
Organism: Haplochromis burtoni (Burton's mouthbrooder)
Lineage: Eukaryota; Metazoa; Chordata; Actinopteri; Cichliformes; Cichlidae
Exons: 27
Coding region: 137-6976 (2279 amino acids)
Biological process (GO): RNA polymerase III preinitiation complex assembly
Cellular component (GO): transcription factor TFIIIB complex
Molecular function (GO): TFIIIC-class transcription factor complex binding
Source: RefSeq, a predicted model, not a curated record
CCCCUUCACUCAGGAAAAUAUUACGUCACUAAACAUGGCGGAUUAACCUGUGCUUUGGGUCCGCUACUUACCACUUCUCGUCGGUAAAUGAAGGCUUAUUUCUUCCACAAAACGACAUAUUCUUAGUCAGGUCAAAAUGUUCCGUCGGUCAAGAUUUAGUGUGCGUCCCAAUGUAAGUACAGCAGGGCGAUCAGCACCUCCAGAAGCAACUCCAGCAAAUCAGGAGGCCAGUGAGGCCCAGAGAGAGGUUGGGGACAGCAACAAUGCUAGUGCUCUGACGGAUAAGUCCGACAUUACCCUGUCAGAAAAAGCUGCAGCUUCAGUGGAUGGCAGUGAGCAAAAUGUGGAUGGUACCAGCUCUUCAGUGGCUGUCCAAAGAAGGAAACGAUUUUCUGUUAAGCCUAAAGUGGCCCCUGGCCGCCCCUCUGCUCUCUCUCGGACACCAAAGUCUCCCAUCAAAGCAGUCUCUCAAACAUCUGUUGAUUGCUCUGGUGCGGGCCUUGACAAGGCAAAAGCAUCCAGUCAAACGGGAACAACAGCAACUCCGAAGGGACUCCAGUCUCCAAGGCGACGCAGGCCUUCAGAAGACGGCAAGCUGCCUAAAAUUCAACCUAAACCCACCUCCAUUUCUUUGGACGCUUCAGAAUCUUCAGCUGUUUCCUCAGCUGUACAGUCAGUAGAACAAACCCAUCUUCCAGCAGACAGUAGCAAACAAUCAGAGAACAUUUCAGACAGACAAGUUAAGGAAGCUCCUCCCAGACCACCAGAUAGACCCUCCAUACCAGACAAAGAAUCUACUGAACUAUCGGAGAAAGCCAAAACACUUGCAUCAUCAAAGACUGUGCCUUCACUGACACCAUCGGCACUCUCCCUGAGUAGACUUCUAAAUGACCCAUCAGACGUACAAAGGCUUGUGAAGGCUCAGAAGCUCAGAGAUUUGCUCAGAGAGGAGAGACGCAAAGAAAAAAAACUUAAGAAAGCUAAGGCUGUUUCGAAGGUAUUUAAUUUAGAUCCUGCCAAAAUGACUAUGCGGGACCUUAUCCAUUAUCUUCCAACGUCUAACCCAAUGACAUCUGGUGUAGAAGAAUUGACCCAAGAGAAUGAGACUCUGCUCCCACCUUCACCAGGAAGAGAAGCGUCUCCAGAGCAGGCACAGGAACCUGAAAUCCCCCCUAAUACCAUGGGCAACACAGAGGAAGAAGCAGAGGAGGCAGAGGAAGAGCAGGAAGAAGCACUUAUGGUUCCUCAAGUCAAAGUUGCAGAAGAUGGCUCACUGAUUAUUGACGAAGAGAGCUUAACUGUGGAAGUCCAGCGAGCCAAAGGGCCAAACCCAGCAGAGAAUCGAGACCCCAUCUUUGAACGAGGCUCCACUACAACUUACUCAAGUUUUAGGAAACUUAACCAUGCAAAACGCUGGACCAGCGAAGAGACAGACAUGUUCUUCCUGGCAGUUAGCAUGGUGGGGACAGAUUUUUCUAUGAUUUGCCAACUGUUUCCACACAGAGCUCGAUCAGAGAUAAAGAACAAAUUCAAGAAAGAAGAACGAGAGAAUGUUUGGAGGAUUGACAAAGCUAUCAGAGAGAGGCGCAAACUGGACAUAGAGUACUUCUCUAAGCUGUUAGAAAAGAUUUUGGAAUAUCAGAGAAGUAAGAAGAAACUGAGAUCAGUGUCUGAGAAGAAAUCGUCCCAAAAGGGCAAGAGAAAGACAAAAGCCAAAAAAUCGGGAAGGAAACUGAGUGAUGUGGAGGAGGAAGAUGAGGAGGAUGAGGAUGGGAAAGAGAUCCUGGGGUUGGAAGAGGAGGAAGAGGAAGGGGAGAAAGAGAAUGAGGAUCUCUGUAAUGAUGGAGAAAUUCCUGUUUCUGACGCUAAGACAAAAAGAGGCAAAAGAAAGAACAGACAAGUUGUUCUGGAUGAGGAACCAAAUGACAAGAGAACCAAACGAGUGAGCACUGAGCAAGGUACAGGGACUGUGAGCGGUUUUGUUGUUACAAAACAUGUAGAUGAGGACGGCGUAUGCGAAGAUCCUGAGGCAGAGCUUCCUGACAACCACAAAGACUCAGACACGUCAGAGAAAACUCAAAAGGCAAAUACAGCUAAGGACACUGCAAUCAAGCCAGCUAAACUCUCACGAGGCAGAGCAUCAAAACCACUACUGCCUUUAGGCCGCAAAUGGAGUAAAAAGCCUUCACCUUGUACAACAGCUAAAAGUACUUCAUUGGAUGAAGAAGAUGAGAGUGUAAAUAAAGAUGCAUCAUCUUUAAGCCAAGCCAGCAGGGAGCCAGUCGGUGAUGAUAUUUCCUCAGAAGGGGAGGAGGAGGAUGCCAUCGUUAAACCUCCAAGACCUACCAGAUGUGGUAGAGUACCUAAACCCAUCAAGCCCUUGACUUAUCCAGCCAAAGAUGAAGUACACUCCUCUGCAUCUGAAACUACACCAGCCUCAGCAGCUGGGUCCACUGCAUCUGCUGCUAAACCAAAAUCCCAACAGGCAGCCAAGAAGAGAAUCCUACCACAGCAUGAUUUGGCCCCAAAAUCCAAAAAGUGUAAACUUGUCACUCUCACAGCUUCUCAGACAGAAUUUAGUGACGAGGACAGUCAUCAAUGGCAGGAUGAAGAAGUGGAGGAGGUGGAACUCGCAGGUAGCCCCAGUAAAGACAGCAGUGCACCUGCGUUUGUGCCUGCCGGCCUGCACACUCCUCGUCCUGAGAUUAAAGAAGUGGAUGAGACAAUUGCUGAGCUUGAUAUCUUGGCCACUAUGCCUGAUGUUUUGGGCAUUUCCCAAGAUGCACUUUGCCCCGAUUCUGCUUGUGAGCAGGCACAACAUGAGACAGGGUCAGCUGAACCAUGUGAACAUCAGUUGGACCUGUUGAUUGAUGUUAUAGAAUUUAUUUCUUCAGAACAUGCAGAAGUAUCUGAAGAUCAGAGCUACAACGAGGCUGCUCAAACCCUGCUGACCAUCGGAAACCUGAGUCACGUCUCUCAGUCGGAACAGAAUCAAGUAGACAUACGAGAUCAUGUAACAGGGACGGCAUCAGCUGAUGUGAAUGAAACCACCCACCUAGAAAAAGAGCUUGUUUCCGAUGCUGCUGUACAGGAAAAAAGUGCCACUCCUUCCGUGUCUGCAUUUGAUCAUGAUGUCACACAGACAUCGGAGACUGUGGCCACUGUGGAACAACAAGUUAGCAAAACAGUCAGUGAUGAAAUGGCAGUUAAAACCAGUGAUGAGCCACAUCCAGAGAGUUCAAACAAAAAUACUCUACAAACUAAGAGAGGUCACUUUUCCAAAAUAAAACCUAAACCUAACCUUAGCCGAGUCUCCAGGACUGUACAAUCCAAAUCCCAACCAGAUAUAUCUGCAGCAAGGACAGCUGAAGAAAGCCACAGGGAGUCUGCUAACAUUAAAGACUGUUCUCCAGCAUUGCUAAAAGCUGACACUUCCUCUACUGAAGUUAAACUAACAGCAAAGCCAUCUGAGAGUCAACCAGAUAUUGUUGGGGUUGAAUCAGUUGCAGAAAUCCAGUUCCAGAGUCACAGCUUUUCUGAAUCUACAUUUGAACCACAUAGGGAUCAGGCCACGAGAGAGACAAAGUCAUUAUCUGAGCCCACAGAUGAAAAACUUACUUCCCAUGUUGAACCUUUUGAGACUGGUUUUAAGGAUCCGCCAAACUCUGACUCACUCAUCACAGAGGUUGAAGAGGAGUUAUGUUCAAUUGUGUCCCCAGCCAAGGAGAGCAGUGAUAAACCUACGGGUGAAACACACGCAGGAGAAUUAUCUGUCACUGAAAAAGGAGAAAGUGAAGUCUCAAAUACUUGCCAAUCUAGAAGGAGUCGAUUACCAAAAUUCAAACCCAAGCCAAAUCUGCUACAGACAUCAAGAACUGCAAGAUCUAAAUCCCAAACCACAAAGCAGCCUGAAGAGAGAGACCCCAUCCCAAUGCAAGACCCCAAAUCUCGCAAACAAUCAAGAUGCUUAACCACAGAGGAUGAACAACCACGAUCAUCAUGCUCUGCUUCUCCUGAAAAACAUGUAGAAAGUGUAGAUACUCUUUUACCAACAACCACAGAUGGUAGACCGGACUUAGGUGCAGUAAUAACGGAUUGCGGUCCCUCACAAUGCCAGAACUUGGAAUCUGAGUUUGAUCUCAAAGGGAAUCAAGUCACUAAUGACACAAAGUCGUCAUCUGAGCCCACAGAGGAAAAAGUUCAGUCCUGUGUUGAAACAGCCAAGAGUGUUUUCAAUAAUUCAGCAACAUCAGACUUGGCGAUCUCAAAAGUUGAACAGGAGCCAUGCACAGAAUCAGAACCAGGUCAAGAGAGCGCCGAGAAACCUCCUUCAUGUGUUUCACAUCCAGAAGAUUUACCUGUCAGGCAAAAAGAAGUGAACAAAGACACAACUCCUUCACCACCUAGAAGGAGUCGAAUGCAAAAGGUCAAACCUAAACCAAAUUUAGCACAGUCCUCAAGAAUUUCAAGGUUUAAACCUCAAACUGUAAAAUCGGUUUUAGAGAAGGACUUAAGCCCAACUUCAAACAUGAGAUCACCUGAAAAAACAACAGCAAAGGUGGAACCACAACUAGUGUGCACCCUGUCCUCUGAAAAACUGAGUGAAAACGCUGACCCUGCUUCAGUUUUAAAACCAUCAAUAAAUAUAGUUUCUACAUCUACACUCUCGGAGGAGCUUUCAACAAAUGAGGAGUCUAGUUUAACAAAUGUUAGACUAGACUUGGGUGCAGCAACUUCAGAUCAGAGUGCCUCAGAAAACGUGAACCUCUCUGCAUCACAAUUUGAACCCAGCAGGGAUCAGGUCAGCAGUGAGACAAAGUCAGCAUCUGAUCCAGAAAAAAAUAUGCCUUGUAUUACCACAUCUGUGAGUAGUUGUAAAAAUGUGGUAGCACCUGACUCAGCAGUCACAGUCUCACAAGCUGGGGAAGCAGGUGAUGCAGAAUCAGCCUCACCCCAAGAGAGCAGCGUCCACCAGGCUGUUCUUGUUGCACCUGUUCAAGAGUCACCACUUAAUCAAGAAAAGAGUGAAGCUGCUUCUCAGUUGAGGAGUCGUCGAUUGCAAAAAAUCAAACCCAAACCAAACCUGCCACAAACACCAAGAACUAUGCAGUCAAACUCGCAAUCCACAAAAGACCCUGUUAUACACACACAGGUUGUGGAAAAACCCUGUAGCCAGACUUGUGUGUCUGAAUCAAGUGACUACAGAAUGAAAGAUGCAGAAGCCCAGCCAUCUUGCAGUCCUACCUCUCCAGAAAAAUCAAAUGAAUUUAAAAGUCCUGAUGCUGCUUCAGUUUCUGAACCAUCACUGGAAUCUGGCUCUUCUAAUAAAUGCCGAGAGGAAAUAUCUUCAUCAGAGAGGGAAAAGACAGAUGCUGUAUAUGGCCCAAUGUCAAGCUCAGUGAGCUUGGAACAAAAUAUCCCACAAAGAUUGCGGCGGUUUCCCAAGGUCAAACCGAAACCCAAUUUGGGAUCAUCCUCUAGAAUUACACAGACAAAACUACAGCCAGCUGAUAUCAGUAAAUCUGCAGAACAUGUUGAUACAAUCUCAAAUAUAGCACCAGCACAAGACCCUGGGGACAAUAAUGAUGCACAGAAAUCUGUGAAAUUGCCAGAGAAAAACCUAACAUCAGGACAUUGUUCAAUAAAUGUAGAAGUCUGUUCAGUAACAUCUCAACCUGUAGACUCGGAGAAAGCACUGGGCACCUUAGACGGUAAGGAUCCCCAUCCAAAUGAUCCCAGCUCUCCUCUUGGAUGUUUGGCACAAGUUAAUGAACAACAAAGUGAACAUGACCAUCAUUCAAGUAAUUCUGAAGUCCCUCUGGUUCCUGUGAACCAAGUGUCUUCUACCCAGAAUACAUCAACAUUAAGUACAAACGACAUCCAAAGUUUUCCAAUAUUUCAAGAGAUGCUGCCAGAGAAGGUGCCUUCAGAUCCCGACGAACCAUUUUUCAUCCUCUCUCUCACUGAGAUCCCGCUGUCCUCAUCAGGGGAGGUGGUGAACAGUGCAACUGAGAACCCCUCUUGUCUUUCUGUAGCAGAGUCAUCAAUACCUCAACCAAGUGGUGUUUCUGGAGAGAGUGUGGCAGCGGCAGGAGAGGGGUCUCUGUCUAAUGUCCCCAUGCCCAUGUUCAAAGAGAUAAAGAGUGUGACAGGCCUCAUCAGUGUGGAAGAGACUGUGCUGGACCCAUCUACACUGAUUGAUCAUAACAUUCAGAAAACAGUGGAUCCACAGGAACAUACUACAGACAAUCCACCAAAGUUUCCAGAUGCCGUGGACAAUAAUGAGCCUGAAGCAGCACUUAACAAGCAGAGACAAACAAGUAUUGGAAGAAGAGCCAAACUGCAAGUUAAACCUAAUGCAGCGAGGAGAAAACAAACCAGCAAGACCAAGUCAAUGAAAGCAGCGGAGUCAGCGCCUACCCAAACAAACACCACCCAGGAGCCAAAAGCCAGUGAUGCUGUCACGGAAGCACAAAGGGGAAGAUGCAGCCGUGAUGAGGAGAUUGUGACAGAUGGAAAAGGCACUACCAGCAGCUUAGAAGCUCAAACUUCACAGAGGCGUGUGAGAAAACCCAAAGGCUCUCUUUCCUCGCUUUCUGUAACAAAGAAAACCAGCCCUCCACAAAAUCUUCCACCUAGCAAACCAGUUUCCAAGCGAUCUAAGCUUAAAACGCCACUGACUGAAGGACAACAAUCUUUGCUAGAGCCUAUAGCCUCCACAUCACAUGAUGUCCCUUCCACACAAAGUUUGACACAGACACUAAAAGAAACCCGUCCAGCAUCGAUUACACUGCUAACACAAACAGCAGUGAACAUCAGAGAGACCUGUGAUCAAAGUCCCAGGAGCCCAGAUCCUAGCACUUCACAGUGCACAGAGCAGGAUGACUGUGUGGACAGCUGUGCUCUUGAAGAGGAGCCCACCAGUGUGUCUCAGUACUUCUUAACCAACAUUUUCACAGAAGUGGAUGAGGGGUAAAAGCCACCUACGUAGUUGGAUUAAGAAGUGGAAUUUGUUGGCUUUUCAAAUUUUUAUUUCUGUAAAUAAUAAUUUAUAACUGAAAAGUUAUUGUUGUUUUUGCUUUUAGUUUUAAUUCUUUAUUCACCAUACUGAUGAAUGCAGUUUCACAUUUGCAAACAUUUACUAGAGUAUCAGUUUGUUGAAACAACAUUUUAAACCUCCGUUAGUUUAAAUAUUAAAGCACUGUACAAAUGGAUAACAACAUUUGUGACUCAUAGUUUGACUGAAGUGGUGGCAGCUUUUGCUGAAUUUUUCAUAAAAAAUACUUCAAACCUCAGAUGUCUUACCUAUUUUUUUUCUUCUUUUUGAUACAACUGUGAAUUUGUAAAUACUGUACAUGGUAGCAACUUCUGUUUUUUUUUUUUUAAUAUUUUUUUGUCCGUUCUUGAUUAAUUUUCAGAUGACUUUGACCUCAGGAAGAAAAACACAGUUCGGUAGAUUAAGACCAUGUACAGUUGUACAUUUCAGUGUAAAGCCUUUUUUAAUGUCUCUUCUGUGUACUUUAGAAAUGUAACAUAUGUGGAAAAUAAAGACAGAAAUUCUGUUUAAAAAAAAAAAAAAAAGGAACCCAUUCAAAACAGAAUAAUCAAACUAUCAAAGAGUUUCUGCUGUAUGUUAAUAUGUUUAUAUAUAGUGUUGAAAUAGUGACUGUACCACACAGUUAUGCACCGUUUGACUUCUUGUUUCAUAAAAACACAUUGUGUUUUCUACCCUAAGGGUUACAUUGGCUCACUGAAAGUGAAAGAUGUAAUUCUGUAAGAUCUGAAUAAAAAGUAUUACACCUA